CUUGCCUAUGGCUUGUUAGUUGCAUGGGCUUGAGGGUUCUGGACUCCACUAGCAGUGUUUGGGCUGCCAGCCACAGUUGCCAGCUGUACCCCACUUACCUUGGGCACACGCAGCAGGAAAGGGGUCGAUGGGUACAGGAGACAUUUGUGGACAUGAUGUUUUUCCACCAGGCCCUGUCUGUUCCCGUGUUCUGCCUGUGAAAUUUGUACUGUGCUCAUGUGAGCAGUUUCUUGUCAGGAUGGAGGCUUGGAUCCUUCAGAGAUCAAGCAAAGGGCUUGACCUAAAAUGUAGUCUGAGCAGCUGGGGAGGUAUCUCUGUCCAUGAAGGCUGUGCCUGUUUUACAAGUAUGAGGAGGACCCAAAUUUGAUCCCUAGACCCCAAGUCUUAAUCUGGGUUUGAUAGUAUGUUCUUGUAAUCCUAAAGCUGGGAAGACAGAGGUGGGAGGAUCCCUGGGGCUCUCUGACCAGCCAGCCUAGCGUAAUUGACAGUUUUCCUACAAAAUCUGAUCCCUGGCCUCCAUACAUGCUUUCACACACAUGUACACACAUAUAUACACACACACACAUGAACACCUCACAAAUACAUUAAAAAAUUUUAAAGUGUUUUUUGACAUUAAGAAUUACCUGGGUUUUCCUAAAUGAUGGUCAUAUGUGAUAAGUUUCAGUGCUUGAUUCCACAGAGCUUAACUUGCCCUGUUCUUGGGAUGAACCCCAGGUUGCCCAGCCCCUAAAGCCUCUUGACAGAUCCCUAGAUUCUGCACCAGACUCUCUCUGCUGACUCCCAGUCUGGCCCAUGGAACUCAUUGAAUUCUCCCAGUAACAUGGAUGGAGAACUGGGUGCUCAGAGAAGAGUCAGUCUGGUGGGCACUGGGCUCCUUUCACCUUGUCUUCGCCUCUCCCCUGACCUCUGCUCUGCUGCUCCAUCCCAGUCUGAGGAGAUGAAAACCACUGGGCAAAACUGUGUGCAGGGCCCUCAGCACAGCAAGGAGGCCCUGAACAGACUUAACCAAGCCAUCCAGCAGUUGAAGAAGGAAGUGGGGAAUGCUCAGAGCCAGCCCUGUGAACUAGAGAAAGCCAAAGACGGGGAGGCCGGGCCGCAUGUGGCCUCAAGCAGUGCUAAGGGCAAACUGGCCUGGCUGGAGGCCGCCCUGCAGCGGGCCAAGCAGGACAUGGCACGGCAGCUCCGUGAGUACCAGGAGCUCAUGAUCGUCAAGCUGGGCCUGGACUUUGAGAUCGCCACCUACCGCAGGCUUCUGGAGGGCCAGCAGCAGAGGCUUGGUCUGGGACUUGGGGCAGGGAGCUCAGCUCCAGGCACCGAUGUCACUCGAGGUUCGGGCGUGACCUCAGUUUCUGUACCACCUCGAGCACCAGGAGUCUGUUCCCGUGGCCUGGAUGUGAGCGCCCCCGGCGGUGUUUGCACUCUCUGCAGCUCCGCGGGCUGUGUUGGGGGCUUUGGCUGCCGUGGCUCCCGUGGCUCCCAUGAGUGUUGAACCCUUCCCUCUCCACUCCCCUCCUGAGAAGACUAGGAACUCGUGCUUCUGCCUGAAGACUUGGCCCUCUGGUCUCAGAUUCCCCGCCCACAAAGCAGGCCCUCACAUCAAUGUCUCUUUUGUGCCUCACCUGGAACUAAACGGGAUGCUGGUGUCAUUCUGUACCAACGCCUG
Messenger RNA from Alexandromys fortis (reed vole), 1663 nucleotides. RefSeq names its product keratin, type II cuticular Hb1-like. The record is from RefSeq and is a predicted model, not a curated record. The coding region runs from base 821 to 1489 and encodes 222 amino acids. Gene Ontology annotation, biological process: intermediate filament organization; keratinization. NCBI's taxonomy places the organism in Eukaryota, Metazoa, Chordata, Mammalia, Rodentia, Cricetidae. Gene Ontology annotation, molecular function: structural constituent of skin epidermis. Gene Ontology annotation, cellular component: keratin filament. The transcript has 4 exons.